Molecule: messenger RNA, 1092 nt
Organism: Penicillium antarcticum
Lineage: Eukaryota; Fungi; Ascomycota; Eurotiomycetes; Eurotiales; Aspergillaceae
Product: uroporphyrinogen decarboxylase HEM12
Exons: 4
Coding region: 1-1092 (363 amino acids)
Biological process (GO): heme biosynthetic process
Cellular component (GO): cytosol
Molecular function (GO): uroporphyrinogen decarboxylase activity
Source: RefSeq, a predicted model, not a curated record
AUGCAGGAGCAAUUUGAGCCACUGAAGAACGAUUUGCUGCUGAGGGCUGCUCGGGGCGAGAAGGUGGAGCGUCCUCCCAUUUGGGUCAUGCGACAGGCUGGUCGCUAUCUCCCCGAGUACCAUGAAGCAAAGGGAGGACGUGACUUCUUCGAAUGCUGCCGCACACCCGAAAUCGCCUCGACCCUGACUCUCCAGCCUAUCGAACGUUAUGAAGGCCUCAUCGAUGCCGCUAUCAUCUUCUCCGAUAUCCUGGUUAUUCCCCAGGCUAUGGGUAUGGCCGUAGAGAUGGUGGAUAAGAAGGGACCUCAUUUCCCCGAACCCCUCCAGUCGCCCGACGACGGACAAUACGCCAAGGUGAUGGAGAAGGAAGUGGAUGUGAAGACAGAGCUGGAUUACGUCUACAAGGCAAUUUCCCUCACACGCUUCAAGCUGAAAGGCCGCGUGCCUCUCAUUGGCUUUUGUGGCGCGCCGUGGACACUGCUGUGCUACAUGGUCGAAGGCGGUGGUAGCAAGCUCUUCGUGCAGUCUAAGAAGUGGGUGUACAAGUACCCGAAGGAGGCACAGGCUCUGCUUCAGAAGAUCGCUGAGAUCUGCGUGGAAUACCUCGCCCUCCAGGUCGCCGCCGGUGCGCAGUUAGUGCAGGUCUUUGACUCAUGGGCUGGCGAGCUGUCUCCCACUUCGUUUGCUUCCUUCUCGCUUCCCUACCUGCGUCACAUUUCCGCCAAUCUGCCCAAGCGCCUGCAGGAGAUGGGCUUGGAGCCUGUUCCUAUGACUGUCUUCGCCAAGGGCGCUUGGUACGCUCUGGACGACCUUUGCAAUUCGGGCUACAAUGUCGUUGGUCUGGACUGGCUGCACGAUGCUGGUGAGGCUAUGCGCAUUGCCAAUGGCCGUGUCACCAUCCAGGGUAAUGCGGACCCCGGCAUGCUGUACGGUGGCCCCCCUGCUAUUACCGAGACUGUCGAGCAUAUGGUGAAGGGAUUCAAGAAGGACAAGCAGGGGUGGAUCUGUAACCUGGGUCACGGUGUCACGCCAUUUGUUGACCCCGAGCACCUCAAGUUCUUCUUUGAGGAGAUCCACCGAUUGACCGUAUAG